Messenger RNA from Colletotrichum chrysophilum, 918 nucleotides. RefSeq lists its product as uncharacterized. The transcript has a single exon. Bases 1 to 918 code for a protein of 305 amino acids. The record is from RefSeq and is a predicted model, not a curated record. NCBI's taxonomy places the organism in Eukaryota, Fungi, Ascomycota, Sordariomycetes, Glomerellales, Glomerellaceae.
AUGACCAGCUCCCAAAAGUUGGAAGAGCGGCCGUUGCCAGCUUGGUACUACCGAGUCAAUGCACUGUACACUGGCUCCGACACUGAUUUCAUCUCUGAGGACUUCGACGAAGAUAUUUCUGACCUGGAGAGCUUCAAGCAUGGAUCCACCAACAAAGUAGCGGUGACGGCUGAGCGUGACUGCGACUGCGAGGAUGACGACUGCGAGCACCGAGCAGAGGACGACGAAGAUGUACUUGGCUCAGAUGACAGCGCAUCAGAAAGAUCGUAUGACGGCUCCGACGCAGAUCGGUACUACGAGCUGAAAGAGCUACGGGAGGAUCGGAAAGAACAUCUUCGAAAGCUUGCAAAAGAAAAAGAGGACGAGAAGGACUACGAGAGGCGCAAAGUGGAAGAGGUUCGCACAGCAUACGAAGCUCUGAAAAAGGCUGAGAAGGAAAGUGAGACCCUGCACAUGGGGUCCCUUCAUUACAAGACAUUCCGACUUUACUGCCCAGAACACGUUGAACAUUUCUGGACGGAAUCUUCGUCGUUCAAGUACAUCGGAUUUUACUAUCCAGACAGCCAUGAUGAUUUGACCCACGGAAAAAAACCUAGGACCGAUACGCUCACUGUCGAGGGUCAAAUCUGUCUGGAUUCGAAAACGGACUACCAGUUUCACCCUUUCCGUUCACCCACACGCCCAAGCCGAACGAAGCACGCACUACAGUUGUAUCAGAACGACCGUCAACUUGUGGUCCAGUUCAUCAGCGACGAAUAUGUUAUAGUACGAGUUAGUCGUGAUCUAGUCUCUGAGCGCAACUCAAGGCCCAUACCUGAAUCAGCUCCGAAGACUUUUAAGUUCAUGGGUAUUCUUCGGACUUUAGAGAAGGCGAAAGCAGAGGCCCGUGAGCGAAGAGAGGGUCGUCGCUGGGUAUGA